Messenger RNA from Macroventuria anomochaeta, 408 nucleotides. RefSeq lists its product as uncharacterized. The record is from RefSeq and is a predicted model, not a curated record. NCBI's taxonomy places the organism in Eukaryota, Fungi, Ascomycota, Dothideomycetes, Pleosporales, Didymellaceae. The transcript has a single exon. Bases 76 to 306 code for a protein of 76 amino acids.
UGCAGAGCCACGAAUAGCGUUGCUGUCGUGCCCUCUCAACGAUGUCGUACAAGCGCCGGCCUCACAUCGACCAUCAUGCGGGCGGGAAAGGUCCGCUCGCGGAUUGGCGGAGGCUUCGUGUCUAUCUUGGACUCGAGAACUCUCACUGGAGGAUACAACCCGGCAGAUGUGCUUUCUCUGCAGCAGUUGAACUGUGACAGUCUCAAGCCACCAGCCUUCAACGGUCACUCAACCACGCUCUACAAGAACACCUGCAAGCGCCCUCUACCCGAAGGGUCCCUUUCCGAUUUUCCAACGUUGUUCUGACCCCGUGCGCGUGCCAUGCUUGAGGCAUUAGCCCGGAUACACUGUUAAACUGCCAUUGAGCGACUGAACCUUUUGUUUCUGAGUGUGCACACUCCAAACCCG